Molecule: messenger RNA, 3835 nt
Organism: Phascolarctos cinereus (koala)
Lineage: Eukaryota; Metazoa; Chordata; Mammalia; Diprotodontia; Phascolarctidae
Source: RefSeq, a predicted model, not a curated record
CUGCAGCCGCCGCACGGCACUGGCGCUCCCGCUAGUCGAGCUCCAGCUGCCCCGCGCUCCCCUGGCCAGCCCCAGCCCUGCCCUGCCCUGCCCCGCGUUCUCCCAGGCUGCCUUCGCCCCCUGGCCCCUUCCUCCCUGUGCCUGGGCAGCGGCUGGGCGCCGCGAUGCCCGCAGGACGCACGCGGGACUCCCGACGCCGGCAGUGAUGGGGCAGAUCUCUGAAGGAAGGCAUUUCUUGGUGCAGCUUAUGAAAAUAAUGCAGUGAAAAUCUCGGCCAGUUGUGGAAAUAUUGGCCAAAUUCCAAAUCCAAGUAUAGCAUUUCUUAUAUUCAGUUGUACCUCAUCCUAGAAGAACCAUGUAUGGGAGUGCGAGAACAAUCAGCAACUUGGAAGGUAGCCCUUCCCGGUCACCUCGCUUGCCAAGGUCACCUCGUUUGGGCCACCGGAGAACCAGUAGUGGAGGUGGGGGAGGAACGGGUAAGACAUUGUCCAUGGAAAACAUCCAGUCCCUUAAUGCAGCCUAUGCAACAUCUGGACCAAUGUACUUGAGUGACCAUGAGGGGGUUGCAUCCACGACUUUCCCCAAGGGCACGAUGACCCUCGGAAGGGCUACGAACCGAGCUGUGUAUGGUGGUCGGGUCACAGCCAUGGGGAGCAGCCCCAAUAUUGCAUCUGCUGGUCUCUCCCACACUGAUGUCCUUUCCUACACUGACCAGCAUGGGGGUCUGACUACGUCGUCUCAUCAUCACCACCACCAAGUUCCUUCCAUGUUGAGACAGGUAAGGGACAGCACCAUGCUAGAUUUGCAGGCUCAGCUCAAGGAGCUGCAGCGGGAGAAUGAUCUCCUCCGCAAAGAGCUAGACAUCAAAGACAGCAAGUUGGGGUCCUCCAUGAAUAGCAUUAAGACGUUCUGGAGCCCUGAACUCAAGAAAGAAAGAGUCCUGCGCAAAGAAGAGGCAGCCCGCAUGUCUGUUCUCAAGGAGCAGAUGAGGGUCUCGCAUGAAGAAAAUCAGUUUUUGGAUGCCAGGAGAACAAAGCACCUGCAGUUGACAAUCCAGGCUCUUCAGGAUGAGCUCCGAACCCAGAGAGACCUUAAUCAUCUCCUCCAACAGGAGAGUGGCAAUCGUGGAGCUGAGCACUUCACCAUCGAGCUGACAGAGGAGAAUUUCCGAAGGCUCCAAGCUGAGCAUGACCGCCAGGCCAAAGAGUUGUUCCUCCUGCGGAAGACCUUAGAAGAGAUGGAGCUGAGGAUCGAAACCCAGAAACAGACCCUCAAUGCCCGCGAUGAAUCCAUCAAAAAACUCCUAGAAAUGUUACAAAGCAAAGGUUUGCCUUCGAAAGGCAUGGAAGAUGACAAUGAGAGAACCCGAAGGAUGGCUGAGGCAGAAUCUCAGGUGAACCAUUUAGAAGUGAUCUUAGACCAGAAGGAGAAGGAAAACAUCCAUCUGAGAGAGGAGCUGCACAGGAGGACCCAACUUCAGCCGGAACCGGCAAAGACGAAGGCUCUUCAGACUGUCAUAGAAAUGAAGGACACAAAGAUUGCUUCCCUGGAGCGGAACAUCCGGGACCUGGAGGAUGAGAUCCAGAUGCUGAAAGCCAACGGGGUCCUGAACACGGAGGAGCGUGAGGAAGAGAUCAAGCAAGUGGAGGUGUACAAGAGCCAUUCCAAGUUCAUGAAGAACAAGGUGGAUCAGUUGAAACAGGAAUUCUCCAAGAAGGAAUCGGAACUUCUCGCCUUACAGACCAAGCUGGAAACCCUCAGCAACCAGAAUUCGGAUUGCAAACAGCAUAUUGAGGUGCUCAAAGAAUCUCUAACCGCCAAAGAGCAGCGGGCGGCCAUCCUGCAGACAGAGGUUGAUGCCCUGAGAUUACGACUGGAAGAGAAAGAAUCUUUCCUCAACAAAAAGACCAAACAGCUACAGGACCUCACGGAAGAGAAAGGGACGCUGGCCGGAGAGAUCCGAGAUAUGAAGGACAUGCUGGAAGUGAAGGAAAGGAAGAUCAACGUGCUGCAGAAAAAGAUAGAAAACUUGCAAGAACAAGUCAGAGACAAGGACAAACAGCUGAGCAACCUGAAGGAUCGGGUGAAGUCUCUGCAGACGGAUUCCAGUAACACCGACACAGCCCUGGCAACCUUAGAAGAGGCUUUGUCUGAAAAGGAGAGAAUCAUCGAGCGCUUGAAAGAACAGAGGGAACGCGAUGAUCGAGAACGCCUAGAAGAAAUUGAAUCCUUUCGAAAAGAGAACAAGGAUCUGAAGGAGAAGGUCAAUGCUCUGCAAGCCGAGCUCACGGAGAAAGAGUCUAAUCUAAUUGACCUCAAGGAACAUGCCUCCUCCUUGGCAUCCGCGGGCCUGAAGCGGGAUUCCAAAUUAAAGUCCCUGGAAAUAGCCAUAGAACAAAAGAAAGAGGAAUGUAGUAAGUUGGAAGCGCAAUUGAAGAAGCAAGCUGAGCAGCUGUUCAAUCAGAUGUACCACCCCGCUCAUAAUGUUGAAGAAGACUCCAGGAUGAACCCUGAAUUUGCAGAUCGAAUGAAGCAGUUGGACAAAGAGGCAUCUUACUAUCGUGAUGAAUGUGGCAAAGCCCAGGCAGAAGUUGACAGGCUCCUGGAGAUCCUCAAGGAGGUGGAGAACGAAAAGAACGAUAAAGACAAGAAAAUUGCCGAACUCGAAAGCUUGAAUUCCAGACAUAUGAAAGACCAGAAUAAGAAAGUGGCCAACCUUAAACACAACCAACAACUGGAAAAAAAGAAGAAUGCCCAGUUAUUGGAAGAAGUGCGAAGGAGGGAGGAUAACAUGGCGGACAACUCCCAGCACUUACAGUUAGAAGAGCUGAUGAAUGCCCUUGAAAAGACCAGACAAGAACUGGAUGCUACCAAAGCUCGCCUCGCCUCAACACAGCAGUCCCUGGGUGAAAAAGAAGCACAUUUGGCCAACCUACGGAUAGAGAGGAGAAAACAGCUUGAGGAAGUCCUGGAGAUGAAACAGGAAGCCCUGCUGGCUGCUAUCAGUGAAAAGGAUGCCAAUAUAGCCUUGCUUGAACUGUCUGCUUCCAAGAAGAAGAAGACACAAGAGGAAGUCAUGACCCUGAAACGUGAAAAAGACCGAUUGGUGCAUCAGUUGAAGCAGCAGACCCAGAACAGAAUGAAGUUGAUGGCUGACAAUUACGACGAAGACCAUCACCAUUACCAUCAUCAUCACCACCAUCACCAUCACCGGUCUCCUGGGAGGUCCCAGCAUUCCAACCACAGACCCUCUCCAGACCAGUUAUCUGACAGAGAGGCUGGAUGGAGAAAGAAGAUACUGUCCCGCAAAAAUGCUCUGAUAAUCUAUUGCAGAGGAUCCCACACCCCUCCCUCACGAUGGCCAGAAUGGAGGGGGUCAUAGCAAUGGAAGAUGAAUGUUCCUUUUUUGCUGUCUGAUGCAAGACCUAAGGACUGGAUAUGUUCUGCCUUAUCUCGUCUUGUCUCUUGCAAAGUCCAUUCUGUUCAAGAGCAGAAAAGUAGAGUGGAUGGACAGGACACAGCCUUCAUUUUUCAGAGUGGAUGAAUUAUUUUUUGUUUUGUUUUGGAGCUUGGGGGUUAACAAUGUGACCACCUCUCCUAAUUCUCAUUCCUUAAUAAUGUUCAGUUUGAGUUAUUUCAAUGCCAUUUGAUAAAUUUUAAUACUACCAAAGUUUAAUUGUGUGAUAAAAUUUCUGUUUAGAUGUAUUAACUUCAUCUCCAAUGACUAUGCUAAUUUGGUCAAUAGUGUCAUUUCAAAUGCAUCAGAUUAUCAAAGAAAAAAAGAAAAAGAAUGAAAGGAAGGAAGGAAGGAAGAAAGGAAGAAAGAAAGAAAGAA